AUGAUUGAUGUGGAUGAUACUAGUAAUUCUUAUCAUGAGCUUGUCAAAGCUUAUUUUUUCACCACACUUGGAAGUGAGGAAAUUGUGGAUAACCAUGAGGAGGAAGAAAAAGAGGCGCAAGUUGAGCACCCAGAGCAAAUUAAGUCCCCAGCAGAUACUAGUCUAUCCAAGGACAAGGAAGUGAGAACUGAAGUUCCUUCCUUCUUCAUAGUCUCUCUUGAGACACAUCAUGAACCUAAAGUUUCAGGGCUUCAAUGUCUCAAAGAGCCAUAUUAUGUCAAGAUCUUCAAGGACUUAUGCACACAAAAAUCUUUGCAGGGUAAGGAUGGUGACGUAAUAGACUGUGUUGAUAUCUAUCAACAACCUGCAUUCAACCAUCCAUUACUCAAGAAUCAUACUAUACAGAUGGAACCCAGUUCCAUUCCAAAUGUAACAAACAGAGCAUUCAACAAUGUCGAGUUUUCACAAGGUUGGCUUGAGAAUGGAGAAUGCCCUGAAGGAACAAUCCCAAUUCGACAAGCUCGAGAAGAUGAAUAUGAUGUACAUCGUGCUAUACCCCCAGUUGCACAUCGGAAAAAGUUUAAUAUCAGCCUUGAUUAUGAUUAUAAUCGUGGUCACGAGUACGCUGUAGUUGAUCUACGUGGUGGCAAUUACUAUGGAGCACAUGCAUCAAUUAACGUAUGGAACCCUGCAACAUAUACUGGGGAAAUUAGCAUUGCUCAAAUAUGGCUUGCAUCCGGUCCUAAGAACCUAAUAAACACCAUUGAAGCUGGAUGGCUGGUUAAUUCCCGUGACAAGCAAACCAGGUUCUUCAUAUACUGGACUCUGUACAUGUGGUUUAAGCGCGAUGGGUACCAAAGAACUGGGUGCUACAAUCUUGAUUGUCCUGGUUUCGUGCAAGUAAACCGUAGAUUUGCAAUUGGUUCUCCCAUUAAGCCUAUCUCAAGCUACAACUCAAAGCAAUAUGAGAUAGGGAUAACCAUAUACAAGAAUAAGGGAAAUUGGUGGCUACGGUUGCAAGAUCAAGUACUUGGAUACUGGCCUCACUUAAUCUACACAUACUUGGCUAGUAGUGCUACCGGAAUUAGCUGGGGUGGAGAGAUUUACAACAAAGGGGAAGGGGGACGUCAUACAUCAACUCAAAUGGGAAGUGGACAUUUUCCGAGUGAAGGCUAUGGAAAAGCAAGUUAUUUUCGCAAUAUUCAAUAUAUGGAUUACACAGGAAAAUUCAAUGACCCUGACCAAGGACUGGUAGCAUAUGCAACAAAACCUUCAUGCUAUAGUAUAAGUGUUUCCAACAAUAAGAAUGGAGGCUAUGGAACCAAUUUCUAUUUUGGGGGUCCUGGGUAUUCACCAAUAUGUCCGUCUUAG
Messenger RNA from Corylus avellana, 1371 nucleotides. NCBI's taxonomy places the organism in Eukaryota, Viridiplantae, Streptophyta, Magnoliopsida, Fagales, Betulaceae. The record is from RefSeq and is a predicted model, not a curated record.